AUGCCCGGUGAAGUCAGGUUCCACAGGGGCCAGGGCCAGAAAGUGCAGAAGGUGAUGGUGCAGCCCAUCAAUCUCAUCUUCAGAUACUUGCAGAAUAGAUCCCAGAUUCAGGUGUGGCUAUAUGAGCAAGUGAAUAUGCGGACAGAGGGCUGUAUUAUUGGUUUUGAUGAGUACAUGAACCUUAUAUUAGAUGAUGCAGAAGAAAUUCAUUCUAAAACCAAGUCAAGAAAACAACUGGGUCGGAUCAUGCUGAAAGGAGAUAAUAUUACUCUGCUGCAAAGUGUUUCCAACUAGAAAUGAUCAGUGAAUUAAGACAGCAAUGAGAAG
Messenger RNA from Cavia porcellus (domestic guinea pig), 327 nucleotides. RefSeq names its product small nuclear ribonucleoprotein E-like. Lineage: Eukaryota; Metazoa; Chordata; Mammalia; Rodentia; Caviidae. The coding region runs from base 1 to 294 and encodes 97 amino acids. The record is from RefSeq and is a predicted model, not a curated record. Gene Ontology annotation, cellular component: U1 snRNP; U4/U6 x U5 tri-snRNP complex; pICln-Sm protein complex. Gene Ontology annotation, biological process: spliceosomal snRNP assembly; mRNA splicing, via spliceosome. The transcript is spliced from 2 exons. Gene Ontology annotation, molecular function: RNA binding.